AUGCUUGCAUGUUUUGUCACAGUGAGGGAGCUCAAUGGGGAAAAUGCACCUGAAAUCAAGGCGGCAGUACCCAAAGUGGCCAUCUCUACAGCAGACCACUUGGUGAACUGGGCAAGGCAACAGGAAGGAGGGCUGGGGAGCAGCACCUUCAAAAACAUGCAGCGCCGGCACACAACACUGAGGGAGAAGGGCCGCCGCCAGGCCAUCCGGGGUCCCGCCUACAUGUUCAACGAGAAGGGCACCAGCCUGACGCCCGAGGAGGAGCGCUUCCUGGACUCAGCCGAGUAUGGCAACAUCCCCGUGGUCAGGAAAAUGCUGGAGGAGUCCAAGACCCUCAACUUCAACUGCGUGGACUACAUGGGGCAAAACGCGCUGCAACUGGCCGUGGGCAACGAGCACCUGGAGGUCACGGAGCUGCUGCUCAAGAAGGAGAACCUGGCGCGGGUGGGGGACGCGCUGCUGCUCGCCAUCAGCAAGGGCUACGUGCGCAUCGUGGAGGCCAUCCUCAACCACCCGGCCUUCGCGCAGGGCCAGCGCCUGACGCUCAGCCCCCUGGAGCAGGAGCUGCGCGACGACGACUUCUACGCCUAUGACGAGGACGGCACGCGCUUCUCGCACGACAUCACGCCCAUCAUCCUAGCGGCGCACUGCCAGGAGUAUGAGAUCGUGCACAUCCUCCUGCUCAAGGGCGCCCGCAUCGAGCGGCCGCACGACUACUUCUGCAAGUGCAACGAGUGCACCGAGAAGCAGCGGAAGGACUCCUUCAGCCACUCGCGCUCCCGCAUGAACGCCUACAAGGGGCUGGCGAGCGCUGCUUACCUGUCUCUGUCCAGCGAAGACCCCGUGCUCACCGCGCUGGAGCUGAGCAACGAACUGGCCAGGCUAGCCAACAUUGAGACUGAAUUCAAGAAUGAUUACAGGAAGUUAUCUAUGCAAUGCAAGGAUUUUGUGGUGGGCGUGCUGGACCUAUGCCGAGACACAGAAGAGGUGGAAGCGAUUUUAAAUGGUGAUGUGAACUUCCAAGUCUGGUCCGACCACCACCGUCCAAGUCUGAGCCGGAUCAAACUCGCCAUUAAAUACGAAGUCAAGAAGUUCGUUGCUCAUCCUAACUGUCAGCAGCAAUUGCUUACCAUGUGGUAUGAAAAUCUCUCAGGCUUACGUCAACAGUCUAUCGCUGUGAAAUUCCUGGCUGUCUUUGGAGUCUCCCUAGGCCUCCCUUUUCUCGCCAUAGCCUAUUGGAUUGCUCCGUGCAGCAAGCUAGGAAGAACCCUGAGGAGCCCUUUCAUGAAAUUUGUAGCCCAUGCAGUUUCUUUUACAAUCUUUUUGGGACUGUUAGUUGUGAAUGCAUCAGACCGCUUUGAAGGCGUUAAAACCCUGCCCAACGAAACCUUCACAGACUACCCGAAACAGAUCUUCAGAGUGAAAACCACACAAUUCUCCUGGACAGAAAUGCUCAUCAUGAAGUGGGUCUUAGGAAUGAUUUGGUCCGAAUGCAAGGAAAUCUGGGAGGAGGGGCCGCGGGAGUACGUGCUGCACCUGUGGAACCUGCUAGACUUCGGGAUGCUGUCCAUCUUCGUGGCCUCCUUCACCGCCAGGUUCAUGGCCUUCCUGAAGGCCAGCGAGGCCCAGCUGUACGUGGACCAGCACGUGCAGGACGACUCGCUGCACAACGUCUCACUUCCGCCGGAAGUGGCGUACUUCACCUACGCCAGGGACAAGUGGUGGCCUUCAGACCCUCAGAUCAUAUCGGAAGGGCUGUAUGCCAUCGCUGUCGUGCUGAGCUUCUCCAGGAUUGCAUACAUCCUGCCAGCCAAUGAAAGUUUUGGACCCCUGCAGAUCUCGCUGGGGAGAACUGUGAAAGAUAUCUUCAAGUUCAUGGUCAUUUUCAUCAUGGUAUUUGUGGCCUUCAUGAUUGGAAUGUUCAAUCUGUACUCCUACUACCGAGGUGCAAAGUACAACCCAGCGUUUACAACGGUUGAAGAAAGUUUUAAAACCUUAUUUUGGUCCAUCUUUGGCCUGUCUGAAGUCAUCUCGGUGGUGCUGAAAUACGACCACAAAUUCAUCGAGAACAUCGGCUACGUUCUUUACGGCGUUUAUAACGUCACCAUGGUGGUCGUGCUGCUCAAUAUGCUAAUAGCCAUGAUCAACAACUCGUAUCAGGAAAUUGAGGAAGACACCAAUGUGGAGUGGAAAUUUGCCAGGGCAAAGCUCUGGCUGUCUUACUUUGAUGAAGGAAGAACUCUACCUGCUCCUUUCAAUCUUGUGCCAAGUCCUAAAUCAUUUUAUUAUCUCAUAAUGAGAAUCAAGAUGUGCCUCAUAAAACUCUGCAAAUCUAAGACCAAAAGCUGUGAAAAUGACCUUGAUGGCAUGCUGAAUUCCAAAUUCAGGAAGACUCGCUACCAGGCUGGCACAAGGAAUUCUGAAAACCUAACAGCAAAUAACAGUUUCAGCAAGCCCACCAGAUACCAGAAAAUCAUGAAACGGCUCAUUAAAAGAUACGUCCUGAAGGCCCAGGUGGAUAGAGAAAACGACGAAGUCAAUGAAGGUGAACUGAAGGAAAUCAAGCAAGAUAUCUCCAGCCUGCGCUAUGAGCUUCUGGAAGAGAAGUCUCAAGCUACCGGUGAGCUGGCAGACCUGAUCCAACAGCUCAGUGAGAAAUUUGGAAAGAAUUUAAACAAAGACCACCUGCGGGUAAACAAGGGCAAAGACAUUUAG
Messenger RNA from Lynx canadensis (Canada lynx), 2715 nucleotides. RefSeq names its product transient receptor potential cation channel subfamily C member 7 (gene TRPC7). Gene Ontology annotation, molecular function: protein binding; store-operated calcium channel activity; inositol 1,4,5 trisphosphate binding. The record is from RefSeq and is a predicted model, not a curated record. Gene Ontology annotation, cellular component: cation channel complex; membrane. Gene Ontology annotation, biological process: manganese ion transport; calcium ion transmembrane transport; regulation of cytosolic calcium ion concentration. NCBI's taxonomy places the organism in Eukaryota, Metazoa, Chordata, Mammalia, Carnivora, Felidae.